Messenger RNA from Aspergillus wentii DTO 134E9, 1653 nucleotides. RefSeq names its product metallophosphoesterase family protein. The record is from RefSeq and is a predicted model, not a curated record. NCBI's taxonomy places the organism in Eukaryota, Fungi, Ascomycota, Eurotiomycetes, Eurotiales, Aspergillaceae. The transcript has 3 exons. Gene Ontology annotation, molecular function: phosphoprotein phosphatase activity. Bases 1 to 1653 code for a protein of 550 amino acids. Gene Ontology annotation, cellular component: cytoplasm.
AUGGCUCGUCGCAUUGUUCGGACGGGUGUUCAGCUCGCCAUAUUCACCGUCUUUGCAGUGCUUGCAGUUGUGAUUCUGGACAGUCGAUUUCGCGUUUUACCUAACUCCAUCCAUGGUCAUCUCCCUUCACACUACCCUGGCUCCGUAGUCACCGAUGUGACAAUCACCACUUGCUCGACUCUCAGCCUCUUUUCUAGCUGCAAACUCGACUCGGAGACAUGGACUCGCAUCGAGAAAGAUCUCUAUUUACGCACUGGCUGGACGUCGAGCGCCUAUAUUCAUUUUGAGCGGAAGAAAGAGGAAGAAUUGCUCCCCGAGGACAGAGUUGUGGUUGACCUGAAGAUCAGCCGUCUUGUUCCGACAAAAGAAGCAUCAGAUGAUGUGGGAGUUGCAUGGGAACAAAGGCCGGGAGGGAUAUGGCUGAAGCGAACGGCGGAGCGCCAUGCGAGUGACUCGGGCAAGGCAAUUACCUCCAUCGAUGUGCUCUUCGGCGCUGAUGCGGUCGAUCCCCGCGUCGGCUGGGAGGUUAAAGAUACUCCGUUGUUGCUGGAUAGCUGGACGGAAACCCUCGAGACUCGCAUCACCAUCCGGAGGGGAAACCCGCAAAAGUCCAAAAAGCCAGUCCCGAGGAUUAAAGAGAAUGGACGGUUCAAGAUUAUGCAGUUAGCAGAUUUGCAUCUAAGUACUGGUACUGGAGUGUGUCGAGAGCCCGUCCCGGCCGAACUCGUCCCCGGUCAAAAGUGCGAAGCCGACCCUCGAACCCUGGAGUUUGUCGAAAGGCUUUUGGAUGAGGAGAAGCCUGAUUUUGUCGUUCUUAGUGGCGACGAAGUGAAUGGCGAGACCGCGAAAGAUGCCCAAAGUGCGCUCUUCAAAUCGGUGAAACUGCUUGUGGACCGCAAAAUUCCCUAUGCUGCCAUUUUUGGUAACCAUGACGACGAGGGUGAUCUCAAACGGCCAGAGCUCAUGGCUAUUCUCGAAGAAUUGCCCUACUCAUUAUCAUCUGCCGGGCCUGAAGAUGUCGACGGUGUUGGGAACUAUAUUGUCGAAGUGCUUGGCCACGGAACUACUACACAUUCCGCCUUAACCCUUUACCUCCUAGACACACAUUCCUACUCCCCUGACGAAAGGCAGUUCCGUGGGUAUGAUUGGGUCAAACCAAGUCAGAUCCGAUGGUUCAAGAAUAAAUCGCAGGGCCUAAAGGCCAAACACCAUGAAUAUUCUCACAUGCACAUGAACAUGGCCUUCAUCCACAUCCCUCUACCUGAAUAUCGCGAGUCCGAAAAUUUCUUUCAAGGUGGCUGGCCAGAGGUCCCAACAGCCCCAGGAUUCAACUCUGGAUUCAAGGAUGCUCUUGAAGAAGAGGGUGUCCUUUUUGUUAGCUGUGGGCAUGACCAUGCCAAUGAUUAUUGCAUGCUUAACAAGGACGCCAACGAAAAGCCAUCACUUUGGAUGUGCUAUGGCGGCGGCUCAGGACUUGGAGGCUAUGGAGGCUACGGGGGCUAUGUCCGACGUGUGCGAUUCUAUGAUUUUGACAUGAACCCAGGCCGGGUUGUCACAUACAAGCGGCUUGAAUGGGGUGAAACCGAAGCGAAGAUUGACGAGAUGAUGAUCGUUGAUGGCGGCGUCGUUAAAGGGCCUGAAGAACACAACUAG